CGAACCGCCACCACUGCGGUGGUCAUCCGCUGGAAACUACAGUCGCAACACCCCGCCAGAGUCGAAGGCAACAUGUCUGGCAUGUUGGACGAGAUAUCCGACGAGAGUCCUGUGCUGGACAAACCCUCGUGUCGUCUCUUGGGGCCUGUCGCACUGAUUGUUCAAGGCGCCAUGGGCCUGAUAGUGAUAUCAACCCUCGUGUACAAGCGAUAUCGAGAGCAUCCCCGAAGACCAUGGCGCAUAUGGCUGUUUGACGUCUCGAAGCAGAUACUAGGUCAAAUGUUCGUGCACGGUGUUAACGUCCUUAUAUCGGAUGUCAUAUCGCGAAUAUCCUCGGGGAAUGCAUGCAUCUUCUACUUCCUGAAUAUUCUAAUAGACACCACUUUAGGAGUGGCCAUAAUAUACUUUAUGCUCCAUGCUCUGCAGAGCCUGUUAACAGAUAAGAUGCAUUUCAAGGGAUUCGAGUCGGGUGUCUAUGGAAACCCACCUUCCCUCAAAUUUUGGGGUCGUCAAGCCGCUGUUUACGUGCUGUCGAUCACAACAAUGAAACUUGUUGUGAUUGCACUUUUCGCUCUAUGGCCGGGUAUCUUCGAGAUUGGCGACUGGCUUUUGAGCUGGACAGGCGACGGGUCCAAUUUCCAGAUCAUCUUCGUGAUGGGCCUUUUCCCCAUCUUCAUGAAUUGUCUGCAAUUUUGGCUCAUUGACUCCAUCGUGAAGGCCUCAACGCCCCCCCUCACGCUUGCGUCUGACUCACUGGACGACUCCGACGAGCGCGACCGCGAACCGCUAUUCCGAGCCUCCUCUGAUGACGAAGAAGACGCGCCCGGAAGGCCACAUGAUAUUGAGAAUCAGCUCCCACAUUCUAGUUCCACAUCCCCGCGCGAGCCAAGCGUCGGGAAGGACGUUCCGGAUGAACAGAAAUCCGCUGAUACAAUGACGGGCUCCAGCGCGCCUUCCGGAACCCAGGCUGCGAUGCAUUCGUACCCGCCCAGUCUCUCCCACUCGGACAGCCCAAACAGGUCUCCGGCGUCUUCCCGGCUUUCGAGCAAGUCCCCGCAACGGCGCCGCCGUUCCCCCCCGCCACCGUUGCUGCCUCGCUCUCCCCUACAGCCAGCCAUCAACUCUCCUUCGUUAUCACAGCACUACCUUGACCAGAAACCCGCGGAGAAACUCGGCAGCCAUUUGAAGACGGAAGUUCGUGUGGCUGGCGAAGACCCCAACGAGUCGUGGGACUUAGACUGGGAUAACGACGGAGAUGACUGGGCUAAUAGAGUGGGUGAAGAAGAUUGGACCGGGAGACGAAUGGAAGAGAGGAAAGAUUAUGUGGUGAACAACCAUCAUGAACAGUCUCCAACCGUAGACCUUCGAUGACUUGAUAACUUUCGAUAUUUGUAAUUUCCGAC
This is a messenger RNA of Punctularia strigosozonata HHB-11173 SS5, 1403 nucleotides long. RefSeq lists its product as uncharacterized. Gene Ontology annotation, cellular component: membrane. The record is from RefSeq and is a predicted model, not a curated record. Lineage: Eukaryota; Fungi; Basidiomycota; Agaricomycetes; Corticiales; Punctulariaceae. The transcript has 8 exons. The coding region runs from base 73 to 1371 and encodes 432 amino acids.